GUUUAAGUGAUACGACCCAAUGUCACCUUCAGCGUCCCACUCCUUAGCUCCUCCCCCUUCCACCCCCCACCCCACCCCCGCUGCUAUAAAAGCCGGGGGUCUCAUGGUCAGGGGAAGCAGUUCAUACACGCGUGCAGAGAGGUCUGAACUCUCCGUCGUCUCCAUUCGCCUACCGGAGGUCCAUCCAGCAGCAGGCGCAGGCAGGGAUCAUGGCCACGGCAAAAUUCCAGACGGUUUCCCCUUACGCCCAGGCCAAGCAGGUCGCUCACCACUCGGACUACAGGCAUGAGCAGUACCUUGUGAACGCCGGGCUCAGCCAGAGGAAGGUGAAGCAUGACAUCGACGUUGCAUCUCACCUGCAAGUCAUCAACGUUGCACUCUUCGCCCUGGGUCGAGCAGGCUCGAUCCACCUGGGCAACAUCAUGAAGAACCCGCGGCUGAAUCUCAAGUACCUGGUGGAGCCGUGCAAGGAGAAGCUGGAGCGCGUCGCCAGGGAGUGGCGCCUCCCGCCCUCCGCCCUGCUCACGCCCGAGGAGCAGGACGCUGUGUUCGGGGAUGUGGAACUUCACGGUGUGGUGAUUGCCACGCCCACCCACCUGCACAGAGACCUGGUGACGAAGGCGCUGAAUGCUGGGAAGGCCGUUCUGUGCGAGAAGCCAAUUGCAGAGGAAAUGGAAAGCGCUAAGCACUGUUACGAGAUCGCACAGAAGACGGGGAAGCCUCUGAUCUGCGCAUUCAACCGGCGCUUCGACCCGAGCUUCUGCCAGCUUCAGAGGGAGGUUCAGGCGGGGGCGAUCGGGCAGGUGCACUUGGUGAAGACGGUAGCCAGGGACUCGCCGCUGCCCUCUAUUGAGUACCUGAAGCAGUCGGGCGGAAUCUUUCACGACUGCGCCGUCCACGACAUCGACCUGAUCUGCUGGGUGAUGGGCGAGUACCCGGUCGAGGUCUUCGCCGCCGCCUCCGCCUUCAUCCCCGAAGUGCGUGACAUCGGCGACCACGACACGGUGGCCUUCACGAUGAAGUUCCCGAGCGGCGCCCUCUCCACGACGGACCUCAGCCGCAACGCCGUCUACGGGUACGACCAGCGCCUCGAGGCAUUCGGUCCCAAGGGCAUGCUCAGCGCCCACAACGAACGCCCCUACCAGAUCCGGCGGGCGACGGAGGCGGGGGACACCGAGCCGCCCAUCCUGCACUCCUUCCCCUCGCGUUACUACGAAGGAUACGUCAGGGAGCUCGACCACUUCUGCGACGUCGUUCAAGGUCUGGACGACAACAUGCUGUCCGGUGAAAACACUCUCCGUGUAUCUAACAUCGCUUCUGCCCUCGAGGAGUCGGUCAGGACAGGUCAGGCGGUCAAGGUCACCUACUGACGUCAUCGGUCUGUUUGAGGCGGAAGCUGGUUUUUUUUUUUUUUUUGUUUGAGGCGAAAUUUAUUUUGUUUCGCGUGUGUUCCUUUUUUUUUAUUGUCUUUUUUUUUAUAGUUUGUGUUUUUUGUUUGUUGGCGAUGGAGAUUAGAUUUGCUGUUGAGGAAUGUGUAUUUGUGUGUGUGCAUAUACAAACAUACACACACACACACACAUACAUACACGCACGCACACACAUACACACACACACACACACACACACACACACACACACACACACACACACACACACACACACACACACACAUACAUACAUACACCCCCCCCCCACACACACACACGGAUGAAAUAAUCAUUAACAGCUAAAAAAGUGUUUAUUUUAGUCCUG
This is a messenger RNA of Penaeus chinensis, 1752 nucleotides long. Its product is annotated as inositol 2-dehydrogenase-like. Gene Ontology annotation, biological process: NADPH regeneration. Gene Ontology annotation, cellular component: cytoplasm. The record is from RefSeq and is a predicted model, not a curated record. Gene Ontology annotation, molecular function: nucleotide binding; oxidoreductase activity. The transcript is spliced from 9 exons. Lineage: Eukaryota; Metazoa; Arthropoda; Malacostraca; Decapoda; Penaeidae. Bases 210 to 1370 code for a protein of 386 amino acids.